AUGAGCCGGUUCGGGGGCCGCACGCGCGAGUACCCGGCCGUGUCCAUCGACCGCUUCGACCGCGACAACGUGCGCGCGCGCGCCUUCUUCCUGUCGCACUGCCACAAGGAUCACAUGAAGGGGCUGCGGGCGACCGCCCUGAAGAGGAGGCUGGAGGGCAGCUUGAAAGUUAAACUGUACUGCUCACCAGUAACUAAGGAAUUGUUGUUGACUAACUGGAAAUACAAGUUUUGGGAGAAUCAUAUUGUUGCAUUGGAAGUUGAAACUCCAACUCAGAUUUCUUUAGAAGAUGAAACAUCUGGUGAGAAAGAAGAUGUAGUGGUGACACUCCUGCCAGCUGGUCACUGUCCAGGUUCAGUCAUGUUUCUGUUUGAAGGUGAGAAUGGCACUGUGUUGUACACAGGGGAUUUCAGGCUUGCAAAAGGAGAAGCAGCCAGAAUGGAGCUUUUGCAUUCAGGGACCAGGGUAAAAGACAUCCAGAGUGUGUAUUUGGACACUACUUUCUGUGACCCCAAAUUUUAUCACAUACCAAGCCGGGAGGAAUGUUUAAAUGGGAUCUUGGAGCUAGUGAGGAGCUGGACCUCUCUGUCUCGUAAUCAUGCUGUGUGGCUGAACUGCAAAGCUGCUUAUGGAUAUGAGUAUUUAUUCAUAAACCUCAGCGAGGAACUCGGAAUCAAGGUGCACAUGAACAAACUUGAUAUGUUCAGGAACAUGCCAGAAAUCCUGUGCCAUGUUACCACGGACCAACACACGCAGAUUCACGCCUGUCGCCAUCCUCGGGAUGAUGAGUGCUUCCGAGGGAACAGGCUGCCCUGUGGGAUGACUUGCCUCAAUGGAGCUCCCCUGCACAUCAUCAGCAUCAAACCCUCCACAAUGUGGUUUGGGGAAAGGAGAAAGAAAACCAGUGUAAUAGUGAGGACUGGGGAGAGAACGUACAGAGCUUGUUUUUCUUUCCACUCUUCAUACAGUGAGAUCAAGGAUUUCCUGAGCUAUAUCUGUCCUGUGAACGUGUAUCCCAGUGUUCUGCCAGUGGGUGGGACAGAGGACAAAGUCAUGGAAAUAUUAAAGCCAUUGUGCAGGUCCUACAGUAGAAUCAUGGAACCCAGGUACAAGCCCUUAGGAACACUGAAGAGAGCCCUCAAGAGAGAAUUAUCUGAUACAGAUGAAGAUGAUCUCUUUGAUUCAGAAUUAAUUUCUUCAAGGCCUAAGAUUCCAAAACAGCAGAGAGGAGAGAGCAUGCCCUCCAGCACAGGACAGUCUGAAAAUUCUGAAGGAAACAUUAAGGAGAGCACAGAAAAUGACAAAGGGACCACAACUUACACCUCCCACAAGGUAGACUUCAUGGACUGUGAGGAAUCAAAUGAUGAUGAUGAUGAUGAAGAUGAUGAAGAAGAAUCUGAAAAAAAUACAGUUCAAUUUCUUUCCCAUGAGCCAGAUGCCACUUCCACAGCCGAUUUCAAUGGAGUAACUCAUGACCAGCAGGAGUCUAAUGCCAAUGUCCCUUGCUGGGAUGAAUUUUUUACAGGUAAUAAAUUAGAAGAAAGCUCUGAAAAUGAGGACAACAUUCCAUCUUCAGCAGAUGCUGGUGGGUCCCAGUCACUCUUCAGUGAUUCAGAUGGAGUAAGUGACUCAACACACAUCUCCUCCCAGAAUUCUUCUCAGUCAACACACAUAUCAGAGCUGGGGAGCCAGGGCUGGGACAGCCAAAUGGACACAGUGCUCAUCACCUCCCAGGAGAGAAGUGCCCUGGACCUCAGCAAAGGUGGGAGCAGAGCAGUGGUUCCUGUGCUGCAGGACAGUCCCAGGGACACUCAGAUGGACAGCAGCAGGGAGCAGUCACCGGGUCAGAACAGACCUUGUGCCCAUGAUGGUGCCUGUGGCUUGGAAAGCAAAGGCUGUGAGAAAGCUGCAGAAAAUGGCACUGCCCAUGCUCAGGAUGUGCUGGUGGAAAUAAGUGACAGCUCCAGGACUCCUGAUCUGGAGCUGUGGAGGGACUCCCAGAGCUCCUCUGACUUUGAAAUUCCCUUGACUCCUGAUGCUGAAGCACCUCAGCCAGAUAAGCUGCAUCAUUUAUACAAGAAGCUCGCAGCAGGUGAAAACAUAAUCACUAAGAAAAAAGUCUCCUGAGAACAGGUAUAAGUGAUGAACAUCAGUGGUAAUACCAGCAUGUCUAUGAAUACCUGAAUUCUUCUCUUUCCUGUGGGUUACUGUCAUGCUUUAUUCAGAAACAUCUUACUCUCAGAACUAGGAAUGUGCAGCCUGUGAACCUUUAUUAUUCCUUCCAUGAAAUACUGAAAAGGAUGUAUUCAGAAAGUAUUCCCAGGAGGGACAGUAAAAAUGUUCUACCUCCCAAGGUUCAAUUCUCCAGCACUGCCAGUAGACAAAAAGUGGACCAGACAAAACUAAGGGUAGGACACUAAAUGAAAUUUGGUGUUUAUCAUGAGCUCUAAGAGUUUGCCUUUGUAAUGUGAACUCAGGUUUUAAUAAAAUAGCACACUGUUAACUGUGGGGAGGAACACCUGAGAAUGACCGUGCAAACAAGACAGUUGUAAUUUGGCUUUAAUCACUAUUACUGUUUAUUUAUUUAUUAUUAUAACAAUUUAACUGGUACUCACUGCAGUUAUUUUUAAAAAUGUAAGAAUUUCCAAAGUUGUGAGGGCGUUUUAAUUUGUUUUAAAUCAAAUUGUUCAUUUCAAAGUCUCACUUUGCACUGAGCUUUAACUCCUGAGUUAGGUACUGCAGACUGCUUUACCUGCAGCUCAUUCCAAACAACUUGUCAUCACUGUCAGAACUGUGUUCUGGUCUGUUCUGAAUUGUUCUUCAGAACAGUAAUUUCACGAUUAUAAGCCGAACCUGAUUAUAAGCCGCACUGUGGGUUCGGACCAAAAUUUUAGUCAAAAUGGUGUGGCUUAUAAUCAUGAAAUUACUGUACUUAAAAUCCUGUGGUUCCCAAGUUACCAGCCCUGUCCUGCUCUGGCAGGUAACAGCCAGAGAAGGUUACCUGAUAUCCCCUAAAGAACUUCACCUCCUGUGCAACAUUCUGUAGACUUCACUGUUUUAAAUCCAGACAAUAUAUUCUCCAUGCAUGUGUGCCAUCAUAACUCUGCCAAAAUUCUUAGCUUCUAACAUAGAAAUAUAAUUCAGGUUUUUCCUAAACUGGAGUGCCUAGGAAAUAUCCAAACCAUGGAAGUCAUCUAAAAAUCCCUGAAGUCCAUGGUCUUUAAAUCCCAAAGAAUUAAACAGACUUUAGCACAACAUCUCUCUGGGUGUGCCUUCAGUUGUGCCAUAUUUAGUGACAUGUGAAUGUUCAACCCCUCAGUAUUCUGCCAAAGGGAACAGAGGCAGGAGGGACAAAGCAUUGCCAUGAUCUGUAUUCAAGAUCCCUCUAUUUCUCCACUGUUAACUUUCCUCGUGUUUGUGGGAUUUAACCUAAUUUCCAAAUUUGAUCUACUAACUUUGGGGUUUUUUUAGAAAGCCUGAGUGAGUGAAUUGUUGUUGGAACUACCUCUGUGAAUAAAGUCAGAGCAAAUAGAACCUUU
Molecule: messenger RNA, 3539 nt
Organism: Catharus ustulatus (Swainson's thrush)
Lineage: Eukaryota; Metazoa; Chordata; Aves; Passeriformes; Turdidae
Gene: DCLRE1C
Product: DNA cross-link repair 1C
Exons: 14
Coding region: 1-2127 (708 amino acids)
Biological process (GO): protection from non-homologous end joining at telomere; double-strand break repair via nonhomologous end joining; interstrand cross-link repair
Molecular function (GO): 5'-3' DNA exonuclease activity; damaged DNA binding
Source: RefSeq, a predicted model, not a curated record